Molecule: messenger RNA, 363 nt
Organism: Benincasa hispida (wax gourd)
Lineage: Eukaryota; Viridiplantae; Streptophyta; Magnoliopsida; Cucurbitales; Cucurbitaceae
Source: RefSeq, a predicted model, not a curated record
AUGGAGGAAUGUCCUCCGGUUCUUAGUACAAUAGCAAACAGAAAUGUUCGGGACAUUUAUGAAAGGUGGGUAAGGGCUAAUGAGAAAGCUUGGGCCUACAUCUUAGCAAGUAUAUCUGAUGAACUUAAUAAGAAACAUGAGGUUAUGCCUAUCGCCCGUGAGAUAAUGGCAUCACUUCAGGAGAUCUUCGGGCAACCGUCAUCCUCUGUUCGACAUGAAGCCAUUAAGUAUGUCUAUGUUACUCGCAUGAAAGAUGUUACUCACAUGAAAGAUGGAAUUAACGUUAGAGAACAUGUUCUCGAUAUGAUGGUCUAUUUUAAUGUUGCUGAGGCACAUGGGGCGAUGAUAGAUGAAACAAGUUAG